AUGUCAAAGGUAUGUAGGGAGAUAUUCUUAGGCGUUGAUUGCGAUGGCGACUACAUCCGACGCGUUGCUGGAACCGUGGGCACGGUCUCACCUCUGUUCAAGAUCAAGGAUGCGUUGAUGGAGGUUUACUCCGAGGAUCCACCGGAUCUUCCAGACCUUGAGGAUGUCCUUCAGCAUGUCUCGCAGCUGGACUACCAGGCUUAUUGCACAAUAUUUGCCAUCAACGGCGGGCCGGAAAGUUUCAGGAAGUAUAUGAAGGAGGCCUCCAACGCUCUCGAUGUGUGCAUCAAGGAUUUCAAUACCCUCGCUAAGGCAGUACAGAGGUAG
Molecule: messenger RNA, 327 nt
Organism: Symbiodinium pilosum
Lineage: Eukaryota; Dinophyceae; Suessiales; Symbiodiniaceae
Source: the annotation of a GenBank genome assembly